UCACAGGGCCAGAAACACCCGGUCGAGCAGCUCCUCCUCACCCACCACCUUUUUGGCCAUGAAGUCGUUCCACGCCUUCACCCAGCCGCCCAACCACCCGCACACCCCCAUCCCCUCCGUGCCCUCAGACUCGCUCUCGCUCUCGCCCUCGCUCUCCAGGUCGCUGAUCGUCACCUCAGUCCACCCAUCCCCCUUGAUGGUGUCGGGUGUGGCGGUGGUCGUCUCAUUGCCGGCUUCGGCCACAUCUGAGCAGACAGGCCCGUCGUGUGUGAGACAACUUGGUGGUUUGGCAGGUGUUCGGUGCUUACCGACGGGCCAUAUGACGAGCGACGGGCUGUUCGUCACAUGGGUGUCACCAGAGAUAGAGAUGGAGGUGGUGAUGGCGUGGCCUCUGCGGGGCGCACUGGCCGACGCCUUUCUCGACACGCGCUUCUUGCAUGAGGACACACCUAUGAGAAAGGAUAAUGGGUGGAUGAAGUGUUGCGCCCUUUUGCUUUGCGGUGCAACUCACUCUUUGCCACGGCGUGGGUGUUCCGCUUCUUGGCCUUCUUGUGUGACGGCAGCUGCAGGUACUGAUCCAUCUCCGCCCUCUCCCAUCCCUCCGUCAACUCAUCUGCAGGAAUGGAAUCCCGGACACAGAGAGAACAGCCAGGCAGGAAGUGAGAGAUGAGAAGGAGAGAGAGAGCGAAGUCACUCUCUGUGCACAUGGCGUGGCGUGUGGUGUGUGUAUUGUGCUCACCGUCCUUCGUUCUGUCUGUGGUCUUGAGUUCUUCGGCCUCCACGCUCAU
Molecule: messenger RNA, 788 nt
Organism: Vitrella brassicaformis
Lineage: Eukaryota; Vitrellaceae
Source: the annotation of a GenBank genome assembly